Plasmopara halstedii is the source of this 168-nucleotide messenger RNA. RefSeq lists its product as uncharacterized. Lineage: Eukaryota; Oomycota; Peronosporomycetes; Peronosporales; Peronosporaceae. The coding region runs from base 1 to 168 and encodes 55 amino acids. The record is from RefSeq and is a predicted model, not a curated record. The transcript has 2 exons.
AUGGGUGUGGUGGGAGAUGGUGUAACGGGUUCUGGUAUUGGUGAGGACGAAAAGACUUUACAAAGAGAGCUUCAUGAGACAUCAGCUAUUGGCAUCGAGUGUAUGAAUGCAUUUUCUUCUUUUAUUCAGCUUAAGGUAGCAAAUCUAGCUAAUACUACUUUGAUUUAG